AUGAGAGUCGAAAGCAAUACACUGAGGGCAAUAGAUAAGACUGUCACUGAUAAGAAUAGAGCAGAAGGUACUUACAGCGAGUGGAGCUGGCUAGGAGAAGACAACGUACUGAGCAAGAAACCGGGCGCGGGUGCCCGCUUCGGAGGGGGGUACGAAAUUCAACUAAUUUGGAGAGAUUAUUGGAAAAGAAACAUUACAUCUCCUGACACAUCAGGACAGCGGAUAAACCGACAACAGCUGUUUUACCGACAGACCACAAGCUUAAGCCAAUAUGAUAAAAAGACAGACAGUGACCUUGUUCCGGAAGGACGUUCUGUCGAUUCGGACAGCUAA
This is a messenger RNA of Nezara viridula (southern green stink bug), 333 nucleotides long. NCBI's taxonomy places the organism in Eukaryota, Metazoa, Arthropoda, Insecta, Hemiptera, Pentatomidae. The record is from the annotation of a GenBank genome assembly.